CGUCCAAUCCAAGUGAGAUUAUUAGAGAUCUCGGCGCUCCCAUACCUCCCCCGCUUGAGUUUCCUCGCCUGCCGUCCUCAGUCCGGACUCCGGAGGGUUCGCGAGAGAGAAGGAAGCCAUGGCGGAUUACCACUUCGUGUACAAGGACGUGGAGGGGGCGAGCACCCAGUGGGACGACAUCCAGCGGAAGCUUGGCAACCUACCCCCCAAGCCGGAGCCCUUCAAACCCCCUCCUUUCGUCCCCGCCGAGGACCCCGACCUCCAGCCCAAAUCCAAGGCCUGGAUCGACGAACGCACUGUCGAAGAGCUUGAGGACGAUCUCGAUCUCGAUGACGACCGAUUCCUCGAGGAGUACAGGAAGAAGAGGCUGGCCGAGAUGCGAGAGGCGGUCAGGAUUUCGCGGUUUGGAUCGGUGGUCCCCAUCUCCGGAUCGGAUUUCGUUCGGGAGGUCUCGCAGGCGCCACCCGAUGUUUGGGUCGUCGUGUUUCUCUACAAGGAUGGAAUACCAGACUGUGGGAUACUCUUACGUUGCUUGGAAGAACUAGCUACCAGAUACCCUGCAACAAAGUUUGUAAAGAUAAUAUCCACGGAUUGCAUUCCGAACUACCCAGACCGUAACCUUCCAACUAUUUUGGUUUACAAUAAUGGUGCAGUUAAAGGAACUUAUGUAGGGUUGCAUCAGUUUGGUGCUCAGAGAUGCACACCUGAAGCUGUUGCUUUAACCCUUUGCCAGUCUGAUCCAGUGCUCAAUGAUGGUCAGAGUGGGAGUGAUCCAUCAAGGCAGGCUGUCAUAAAAGGAAUUCGAAAAAAGUUCAUCGAGAAAGUUGUUACGGAACAUGAAGAUAAACAGGAUGAGUACUCUAGCGAUGAGUGAUCAGUCCUCAUCUAAAUGCACCUGUUGCAUGGUCGCUUUGCAAUGCUUUUUAGUGUGUGGUUUGCAAUCAAGAGCUUCUCGUGUUUUUUAAUGGGAUCGUACAAUAUAUUUAAUGGUUAUCAAAAAUCAAGUUUUCUCUUGUUUAUAUAAAUUGAGUGAUUUAGGUUUGCUAAUUUGCUGAGUUUGUAAGGAACUUGUAUCAUCGAGAAGCAACACAGUCAAUGGACAUUCCUGACUGCAUUUACAACCACAAUGGAAGUGAAAAUAUGAUUACCAGUAAAAGGAAAUAU
Elaeis guineensis (African oil palm) is the source of this 1164-nucleotide messenger RNA. RefSeq lists its product as uncharacterized. Gene Ontology annotation, biological process: protein folding. Gene Ontology annotation, cellular component: cytoplasm. NCBI's taxonomy places the organism in Eukaryota, Viridiplantae, Streptophyta, Magnoliopsida, Arecales, Arecaceae. The record is from RefSeq and is a predicted model, not a curated record.